AUGGCGUCCUCAGGAGCAAAAUCGCCCACCAUCGAUCUACCAACUCGCACUAUCCUUCCAUAUCAUCGAAGAACCAGUAGAUUUAAGCAUACCUUCAAGCCAGUCGACACGGAAACUCUUGGAAAAGUGCCAGAAGAGUCUGAUCGUGAGAACCAGGCAAAGAAAAAUGGCAACAAACCGCGUCGUAGAAAGCCAGAGCGAAUGCCAGGAGAGAUUCCAGAAUGGGCUCAACUCAGUAUCCCACGAGGAGAACAAGAACAAGUCCCAAAUCUCACAGUCCAGCAAUCAGCGGCGAAGUAUGCGAAUUUCAUGGGAGAUUGCUAUUAUUUCGAUAUGGAUAACAUAGAAAACAUGCGAGACAUCCACGGCACCUACCUAAUUCUCUACACGCGCCCCUUAAUCUCAUCUUCAGCUUCAGCGCGCAGCGAUCCACACGUCCAAGUCUUCAAACCAUCUCACGACCGCGAGAUCCACGUCAGGCCGCUCAUCCCUCUCGACUGCAGCUACGCAGAGCACGACGCGUAUAUGCGUCAAGGCGAACCAUGGGGCGAAGCCAUCGUACACUGCAAUGACCAGCAAUUCGACAUGGGACUCUACGAGCCUCGUCGCGAUGGCGCGACAAAAGCACGUUGUAUAUCCACGCACAACGACGGAGAGCCACAGGAUCGGCUGGAGCAGAUUCUGUUGUAUCAGUUGCCGCUGCAUAAAACGGAGGUGUCUUUUGGGUAUAAGAGACUGGGGACGGAGUGGGAUGAGUAUGGGGGCGAGAAGGUUUGGGGGUAUUGGUUUAUGAAGAUUUUUCUGUGGUCUACGAGGCCUGAGACAGGGGAGUUGGGGUUCCAGACUAUUGUUGCGGCGAAGGUGCCGCGGAAUAGGAAUGUGUCGGAUCUUUAUAUUUUGAAACAACAUAUUGAUAUUCCGCGUGAUAAGAGGAGGUAUUGGAAACAUCAUGAGAAGCCGCUUGAUGAGGUGAAGAAGAUCAAGGGGAAGGGGAGGGAGAAAACAUAUUAUGACGAGGAUAGCGAGUCGAAUUCUGAGGUUGGAUAUCAUUCGGAUGAUACGCUGCGUGGAGGAUAUAGAGAUUAUAAGGUGUAUGACGGACGUGGUCACGGAAGUGAUGAUGAGAGGAGAAGUGCAAUGGCAGCUUUGCUGGGGGAAUAG
Glarea lozoyensis ATCC 20868 is the source of this 1161-nucleotide messenger RNA. RefSeq lists its product as uncharacterized. The coding region runs from base 1 to 1161 and encodes 386 amino acids. The record is from RefSeq and is a predicted model, not a curated record. NCBI's taxonomy places the organism in Eukaryota, Fungi, Ascomycota, Leotiomycetes, Helotiales, Helotiaceae. The transcript has 2 exons.